Molecule: messenger RNA, 2135 nt
Organism: Odobenus rosmarus divergens (Pacific walrus)
Lineage: Eukaryota; Metazoa; Chordata; Mammalia; Carnivora; Odobenidae
Gene: EDC3
Product: enhancer of mRNA decapping 3 homolog (S. cerevisiae)
Exons: 6
Coding region: 36-1562 (508 amino acids)
Biological process (GO): deadenylation-independent decapping of nuclear-transcribed mRNA; P-body assembly
Cellular component (GO): P-body
Molecular function (GO): mRNA binding
Source: RefSeq, a predicted model, not a curated record
GCUCCUUCUCUCUACAGUGGUCUUAUAUCAGAAACAUGGCUACAGAUUGGCUGGGCAGUAUUGUGUCCAUCAACUGUGGAGAUAGCUUGGGGGUGUAUCAGGGAAGAGUGUCUGCAGUGGAUCAGAUCAGCCAGACCAUUUCUCUCACCCGGCCUUUCCACAAUGGAGUGAAGUGCCUCGUGCCAGAAGUCACCUUCAGGGCAGGUGACAUUACGGAAUUAAAAAUUCUGGAGAUACCAGGUCCUGGAGAAAACCAACAUUUUGGAGACCUUCAUCAGACAGAAUUAGGCCCAUCUGGUGUUGGGUACCAAGUGGGUAUCAAUCAGAAUGGCACGGGCAAGCUGGUGAAGAAGCCAGCCUCUUCCAGCAGUGCCCCUCAGAAUAUCCCUAAGAGGACAGACGUGAAGAGUCAGGAUGUUGCUGUUUCCCCACAGCAGCAGCAGUGCUCAAAGAGCUAUGUGGACAGGCAUACGGAGUCCCUGAGUCAGUCCAAAAGUUUCCGCCGUCGGCACAACUCUUGGUCAUCUAGUAGCAGACACCCAAAUCAGGCAACUCCAAAGAAAAGUGGCUUAAAGAAUGGCCAAAUGAAGAAUAAAGAUGACGAGUGCUUCGGGGAUGAUAUCGAAGAGAUCCCAGACACAGAUUUUGAUUUUGAAGGGAACCUGGCCCUCUUCGACAAGGCAGCUGUGUUUGAGGAGAUUGAUACCUAUGAGCGGAGAAGCGGUACCCGUUCCCGGGGCGUCCCAAAUGAAAGGCCAACUCGGUACCGCCACGAUGAGAACAUCCUGGAGUCGGAGCCCAUUGUCUAUCGGCGGAUCACAGUGCCCCACGGUGUGAGCAAGGAGUUCUGCACGGACUCUGGCCUGGUUGUCCCAAGUGUUUCCUAUGAACUGCAUAAAAAGCUGUUGUCUGUGGCUGAGAAGCACGGGUUGACUCUGGAGCGGAGACUGGAGAUGACAGGAGUGUGCGCCAGCCAGAUGGCCCUGACCCUGCUCGGAGGACCCAACAGGUUGAAUCCCAAAAAUGUUCACCAGAGGCCCACAGUGGCCCUGCUGUGUGGCCCGCAUGUGAAAGGGGCGCAGGGGAUCAGCUGCGGAAGGCACCUGGCCAACCAUGAUGUCCACGUCAUCCUCUUCCUGCCCAACUUUGUCAAGAUGCUGGAGCCCAUCACCAACGAGCUCUCUCUCUUCAGCAAGACCCAGGGCCAGCAAGUGUCUAACCUCAAAGAUCUGCCCUCUAGCCCCGUGGACCUGGUGAUCAACUGCCUGGACUGCCCCGAGAAUGCCUUCCUGCGGGACCAGCCUUGGUACAAGGCGGCGGUGGCCUGGGCCAACCGGAACCGGGCGCCGGUGCUCAGCAUCGACCCACCCGUGCAUGAAGGCGAACAGGGUAUCGACGCCAAGUGGUCGCUGGCUCUGGGCCUGCCUCUGCCGCUGGGGGAGCGCGCGGGCCGCAUCUACCUGUGUGACAUCGGCCUCCCCCAGCAGGUGUUCCAGGAGGUGGGCAUCAGCUACCACUCACCCUUUGGCUGCAAGUUUGUCAUUCCAUUGCACUCUGCCUAGAGGGGCUCUGGGCGAGUUGGAUCCUGCAGUCCCCUGCUGCUCCGGACACACUGAACUUGACAACGAACGCCUUAAGGAUGUGAAGCUUCAUGGACCUUGUUAAAUUUUUUCGCUUUUGGAUUUGUUUCUUCUGUGAGAGAACAGAUCAUAUUUAAAAAUGACCUGUCACCUGCCCGUAGCUGAGGAAGGCUUUCCCACUGGGUGUCCUGGGUGGGCGGCAGGCUGAGUGGCUCUCGACAUCUCUACACUUGGCCCCCUGCGUGGCUGGGUGGGGCUUUGUUUACAGACUUAGGCAGCUCACGGACCGAGUUUCAGGUUUACAGUCACUGGGGCCUGGGCCAGCACCUUGCGGGGUGGGGCGGGUCCUGUUUGGGGGCCUGUUCUUGCUCUGGCUCCGGGUCCUCUGCCCCCCGCCCCCCCUCCGGGCGGCCUUUCCCCUGAUCAUGUUGAACCGGCUGUGCUGCAGCUGCCGCCAGAGGGCAGACUUGCACUCCGUUCAUUUUGAGGGCUUUGGGGAGGCCUUCCCAGAGCCCCACCACAAGUUGAUUGGGGACUGUUGACCCUUUCUCCUGA